UCUGCGCUCUGACUGCAGACGGAAGGCUCUCCCCUGUCUUGGCAGAGGAAACCGGUGUUGACACUUCGACGCAGGCUACAAUGGCGACCGAAGUGAGGCAGGAGCUUACACAACUGAUGAACUCAAGUGGAUCUCAUAAAGAUCUUGCUGCCAAAUAUCGACAAAUUCUGGAAAAGGCCAUUCAGUUUACAGAUGCUGAUCAACUGGAAUCCUUGAAGGCCUUUGUAGAAGCAAUGGUCAAUGAAAAUGUCAGUCUCGUCAUUUCAAGACAGCUGCUCACUGAUUUCUGCACACAUCUGCCCAACCUGCCUGACGCCACAGCAAAAGCAGUGUAUCACUUCACCUUGGAAAAGAUCCAGCCGAGGGUUAUUUCCUUCGAGGAACAGGUAGCCUCAAUCAGACAGCACUUAGCGACCAUUUAUGAAAAGGAGGGAGACUGGAGAAAUGCUGCCCAAGUUUUAGUUGGCAUUCCCCUCGAAACAGGACAGAAGCAAUAUAAUGUUGACUAUAAGUUGGAUACAUAUCUGAAAAUUGCCCGACUUUACUUAGAAGAUGAUGAUCCGGUUCAGGCAGAGGCCUACAUCAACAGAGCCUCAUUGCUUCAGAAUGAGUCCUCUAAUGAACAGCUACAGAUACACUAUAAGGUGUGCUAUGCCAGAGUACUAGACUUCAGAAGGAAGUUUAUUGAAGCUGCACAAAGAUACAACGAGCUGUCUUAUAAGUCAAUUGUUCAUGAAAGUGAACGCCUGGAGGCACUGAAGCAUGCUCUGAACUGCACCAUAUUGGCCUCUGCAGGACAGCAACGUUCCCGUAUGUUGGCUACUCUCUUUAAGGAUGAGCGCUGUCAGCAGCUGGCUGCUUAUGGUAUCCUGGAGAAGAUGUACCUGGACCGCAUCAUCAGAGGUAACCAACUGCAGGAGUUUGCUGCCAUGCUGAUGCCUCAUCAGAAAGCCACCACAGCAGAUGGCUCCAGCAUCCUUGACAGAGCUGUGAUUGAACACAACCUCCUAUCUGCCAGUAAACUCUACAACAACAUCACUUUUGAAGAGCUAGGAGCAUUGCUGGAAAUCCCCCCUGCAAAGGCUGAAAAGAUUGCUUCUCAGAUGAUCACUGAGGGACGUAUGAAUGGUUUCAUUGACCAGAUUGAUGGCAUUGUACAUUUUGAAACCCGUGAACCCCUUCCUACCUGGGAUAAACAGAUCCAGUCUUUAUGUUUCCAAGUCAACAACCUGCUAGAGAAGAUCCGUCAGGCUGCUCCAGAGUGGGCCGCACAGGCUAUGGAAACCCAGAUGACCCAGUAGUAUUCCUAAUAGGAUCCGUCAGCCCACCCUGAAAGUUUUGUCUUGCUUCUCCCCAAAAAGACAUUAAAAAAACACCUGCAAUUUAAGUAGUAAAGCACUGUGGAGAUCCUUCUGGUACCAGCAUGACUUGUUUGAGAUGUGGCAUCCAUGUAUUUAUAGGGCUGUACUGUACAUUCAGGUGUAACUUCAUGUUGUUUACAUGUUAAAAAUUUGGAUAUUAUAUACAGAUUGUUGACAUGUUAUAGGGUCAAAUAAGAUGCGCACAACAAACACAUUCUGUUUUUAUCUUGAUAAUACAGCUAUAUCUGUCAAGUACUUCUUGAUUUAUCACUUGGCCCACACUGAAUGAAUUUCAGCAGAGUAUUAAACUCGGAGCUGAGAGAAACGGCUCAGGAUCAUCGUUUGAUUCAAGGUCACUGUCUGCCUCAGUGGAUUUUUCUUUUUUUUAUCAUUGACAGUUUAAAUAUGAAGAACAAAUUGAUGAAAUGCUCUUUGAGUUCACUUUUCAGCAUCUGUAACAAUUUUCUACUUAGGAUACAUGUUCUGGAAGCAUUUUAACAAAAGUUUAGGAGUAGAUAUCGCUGUACUGAAUGAUACAGACAGUUUAUGAGACAAAAAUAUGUUUUAUAGUGGUUCAAUGGUAUAGUGGUUACCAAAUUUGAAAGAUCCCUGGUUCGACAGGAGGAAAUUUAAAUCCAGCUUGGGGGAGAAAUGAGCUACUGUACUCAUGCUGGCCCCAAGCAGCAUGGGGCCACCGCCUCUGUUCAAAGAUGGUCGUUCACAGUGGACAUAGAUGGCUUCUUUCACUCCUCUUUCAAGCCAUCUGUCCUCUCUUUCUAAAAUGUGAACAUUGGCAUUCUGGAAAGAAUGACAAAGGUGGUGAACAGAGGUUGUGGCUUACGACACCAACCGCCUGCCAUCUAUAAUCCAGUUUUGAGAUCCAUUAACGCCCACUCACAUCUUGGGCCAUUUGACCUCAGUAAAUUACACAAUAGGGUGGGGCUAGAUUUCACAAUAGAUUAACCCGAAACCCUGGGUGAUCGUGACCUACACCCGUUUUCAACCCUUGGCUCGUGUAAUUAGGUAGGGAUCAAUAGGGGGUCCCUGACCCUCUUAGGGUUUAAAAUCUGGGACUCCUAACCUAUUGCUCUUAGAACUGAAGAAGCUUCUCAGAUGAGAAGUGAAACAUCUUCAAGAAACCUAAAGAAGUCCAGACACUUUUUUUUUCCAAGCUCCUUAGACUACGUUGACCUGGACGACUGAGAACCUUCAGACAUAUUUUCAAGAUGCUACUGAUGAUAAAUUGACUUUGGGAAGUCGUAUUUUUAAAGCACAAGUCUUGGUUUUUAAAUCUAGCCAUUACAAAGAGUCAGAUGAUACUGCACACCCACAUGGUAGGCCUGUCCUAAAGCUUACUCUGCUUUAUUGUUUUUUUCCCCCGACACGGUGCCAUUAAAAAAAAUCUCAUCUUGCAGAUUACUGACAUCAUAGACAAAAUGAGUCAUUUUCUAUGGUGAUUUUCCCCCCUAGAAAAUUGCUAGUUUCACCUUUCAUAAACUUGAUAAAGCAGAUCAAAUAUUGCAGACAUUGUUGUGUUAGUAUAAUAUUUUAAUUUUUUGUGGAAACUGUCCUACAUCUGAGCCACAUGAAACAAAAUUUACAACAGGUUUGAAAAUACUGUAAAGAAAGGUCUUACUUCAUUAUUCAUUAUGAUUGGGGAUAUUCAUUAUGAUUUCCUUUGGUAUGGGAUGAUGUCAAAGAGUCUGAUCUCAAACAGUCUUGAUAAAACAGAAUCUAUCCAAUUAUUUUCUUCUGGUUAUCCAGCCUAAGCAGAAAAGCUCAGACCACCCUCACUCUAGCCAUCUCCUCUAGCUUAUCUGGGGGAGCACCAAGGCGUUCCCAGGCCAGCCGAGAUAUAAUCUUUCCAGCGUGUCCUGGUGUGGCCUCAGAUGAACUGCAAAAUGGCUUAUUAUACCGUGUCAUUGUUAAUUUAACAAAAAUUAAGCUAAAAUGCAGAAGCAGUGUGUGGUGAAAACCUUAGUGCACUCUCACUGUUUUCAUAUGGUAAGUAGCAGCCAGGUUCUGCUUAACAAAUGUAUCUGAUAAACUGAUCAUCAGUCAGUUUGACCACCUGUAUAAAAGCAGAAGCUUGCUGGUUUGGUACGUUAAGGUGUGUAUUCUUUAUGUGUAUUCUAUAUCUCAGUCUCCAUAGGCACAUUGAAUGCUAAAGUUCAU
Pelmatolapia mariae (spotted tilapia) is the source of this 3536-nucleotide messenger RNA. It is a transcript of the gene cops4, whose product is annotated as COP9 constitutive photomorphogenic homolog subunit 4 (Arabidopsis). The record is from RefSeq and is a predicted model, not a curated record. The transcript is spliced from 10 exons. The coding region runs from base 81 to 1301 and encodes 406 amino acids. Gene Ontology annotation, cellular component: COP9 signalosome; cytosol. Lineage: Eukaryota; Metazoa; Chordata; Actinopteri; Cichliformes; Cichlidae.